Messenger RNA from Lathyrus sativus (Indian pea), 1032 nucleotides. Lineage: Eukaryota; Viridiplantae; Streptophyta; Magnoliopsida; Fabales; Fabaceae. The record is from the annotation of a GenBank genome assembly.
AUGUUGAACAUGGCAAUGGUUAUCACUGCAACGGCAAUUCUUAUUAUAUUCUUAUUGUUUUCUCCAUCAUCAGUAGCUAUAUUACUCAACAAGCUUCAGUUACCAACACCAGUUACAGGACCUGAGUCGCUCGCAUUUGAUAGAGACGGUGGAGGACCUUAUGUAUCUUCCUCUGAUGGAAGAAUUUUUAAAUAUAUUGGUCCAAACGAUGGCUUCAAAGAAUAUGCUUACACUUCUCCAAACAGGAAUAGAACAUUUUGUGAUGGGCUUGCUGACUUCUCAACCGUCCAAGCAAUUUGUGGCAGGCCUAUAGGGUUAGGUUUCAACCAUCGAACCGGUGAUCUGUAUGUAACCGAUGCUUAUCUUGGGCUUGUUAAGAUUGGCCCCAAUGGAGGAGGGAAUGUAACGCUAUUACCAUGGGAACAAGCCAAUGGUACCAUUUAUGCUAAUGGUUUGGAUGUAGACCCUGAUACUGGAAUCGUUUAUUAUACCAUUUCUAGCACUAACUUUCAACUCAAAGAUUUCCAGACACUUAUAAACAGUGCAGAUAAUUCAGGGAGUUUCUUGAGAUAUGAUCCAAAGACCAACCAAACAACAGUGUUGCUAAGCAAUCUUGCAUUGCCAGCUGGUGUGGCAGUAAGCAAAGAUGGAUCAUUUGUACUUGUUAGUGAAUAUCUAGCAAAUAGAAUUCAAAGAGUUUGGCUCAAAGGGCCAAAAGCAAAUUCAUCAGAAAUAUUCAUGCUAACUGCUGGAAGACCAGAUAACAUUAAAAGGAAUUCAUUAGGACAAUUUUGGAUUUCAGUGAAUAGUUUUUUAGGACCACCAAGCUCUCUAAGAUGCACUACUUUACCUUCAGGAGUUAGAGUCAAUAAAAAUGGUUUAGUUUUACAAGUUGUGUCUCUUACUGAUGAGUAUGGUGGUGAACCAGCAAGUGAGGUUCAAGAGUAUAAUGGAAAACUUUAUGGUGGCUCCCUGCUUGCUAAUUAUGCUGCCGUUUUUACCCCCCUAGAGUUUUUCACUCUUUCUUUGUAA